Symbiodinium sp. CCMP2456 is the source of this 1020-nucleotide messenger RNA. The record is from the annotation of a GenBank genome assembly. Lineage: Eukaryota; Dinophyceae; Suessiales; Symbiodiniaceae.
AUGCUCUUGGCGACGCCAAAAGUCACCUCCGUCUAUCCUCGCAUGGUGCCGUGGCUGGACCGCAGCCAGCGUGCAGUAGAACUCGACGAGGAUCCAAGCUUGCUGAUUGUGGGCCUGGGCUUCGUGAACACCAACUUGCUCCGAUGCCGGCUUGUCGACACGUUUGGCCAUGCUAUUGCUUCGCCCUACGCCUCCUUCAUCAGCUCCACGCAGGUGCGCUGCGGCCUUCCUCCCUUCGAGCUGCCAGGAAGCUCCAACGUGAAGAUUGAGGUGUCGAAUGACGGCACCGAGUGGUCCACGGAGAGUUUCGAGGUCUACAUCGUCUCCGCGCUCGAGCUCCGCAAGGUCACAUUGCGCCCUGCCUUCGGAGUCCCGACCGGGUCGAACGCGGUGCAGGUCACGACAGCAUCCUCCCUGCCCAAGGUUGCUACGCUGGGCUGCCUCUUCGGUUUGGGCGAGGAGUCACGCUCAGAGGCCAUCUUCCUCAGUGCCAAUGAUGUCCUCUGCGUCGCGGACCAGCCGGUUCGAAGCCUCGGUCUCCGGCAAGCUGGACUGGCUGACCCCGGGCGUCAAAAGAGUCGUCUUUACUCAGAGAUCGGAUUUCGCUUGACACUGGCCCCGAGAACUGGUCGCACCGGCGAUCCGCGACUGUUGACAUCUUCUGCGACAGCUUUCGUCUACACGAGAUCUCCCACCUUCAAUCGGCUGGUGCCCAACUUCGGAUCGCUGAACUUGCCUCUGGUGGUCAAGGGAGAGUACUUCCCGAUGGACAUCGCGAACAGGUCUCAAGUGCAGUGCUUCUGGUCUCUCACGCGCGUCGUCACGCCGGGCACACUCCUCUCAGAUACGGAGCUGCGCUGCACUUCUCCCAGCGUGCUGCCCAUCCUCCAGCUCACGGGUGCCCUUGGUUCAGUGGACCGGCUCUCGAGAAUCUCCUUCGAUGGGGGCAGGAAUUUCCAUCCGGUGGCCGCGGCCGGCUUGUCUUUUGUCGGGAACUUACGUUCUUGGGACGAAUACUGA